This is a messenger RNA of Eubalaena glacialis (North Atlantic right whale), 463 nucleotides long. RefSeq names its product cytochrome b-c1 complex subunit 8. Bases 111 to 359 code for a protein of 82 amino acids. The record is from RefSeq and is a predicted model, not a curated record. The transcript has 3 exons. Gene Ontology annotation, biological process: mitochondrial electron transport, ubiquinol to cytochrome c. NCBI's taxonomy places the organism in Eukaryota, Metazoa, Chordata, Mammalia, Artiodactyla, Balaenidae.
AGUGACCUCACUGCCUCCUAGCGCGGCGUCCGAUCCUACCGGAAGUGGCCGACGGAGGCCGGUGGAUUCUGCGCUGCGGAGGGCGAGGUGACCUCGGCGCCGCCGCGACCAUGGGCCGCGAGUUUGGGCAUCUGAUGCGGAUGCGGCAUGUGAUCACCUACAGCUUGUCACCCUUCGAGCAGCGCGCCUUCCCGCACUACUUCAGCAAGGGCAUCCCCAACAUGCUGCGCCGCACUCGGGCGUGCAUCCUUCGCGUCGCGCCGCCAUUCGUAGUGUUUUAUCUUGUCUACACAUGGGGAACACAGGAGUUUGAGAAAUCCAAGAGGAAGAAUCCAGCUGCGUAUGAAAAUGACAAAUGAGCAACUCAUCUGGAUAAUAGUUCCUUGUCUCUGAAAGACCCGUCUCUGGGAGAGGAGUCUACAUUUAGUGUCUUGAAGACACAAUAAACUUAUUAUAGGCUGCA